UUCCCUCCACAUAAUGCUGCCUGACCCACUCAAUUACUCCAGCUCUUUGUGUUUUGGUCAAAGAAUGUUUGCCAGGUGGUCCAUUUUAUCUCCGAUGCCCCUUUGAAAGGAUUCCUGUAUGGUCUCCCACAUCACUGCUUUCCUAAAUCUGUAACCCAAUAACAUUUUCAUCGUUAAAAACCAGCUCAAAACAUCCCUUACCUCCCGUGAAACUCUUACCUCCAGUAUUCCUCCCCCUACCUGAAGCAUCUCCCAUUUAAUUCCCUUUCCCUUACUCCCCUCCAGUCCCCCAUUCAAACGAGGUCGGAAGAAGGGUCUCGACCCGAAACGUCACCCAUCCCUUAUCUCCAGAGAUUCUGCCUGACCCGCUGAGUUACUCCAGCACUUUCUAUUUAUCCCCAAUCAAACAGAUGGAUGGAGUAGGUGGAAAAAGACUGGAGGAGAAAAGGAGAGGUCAGAUAAGGAGAAGAAAUGUAAAGCUGGGAGGGAUCAAUCUCGUUCAGACAAUUAUAUAACUCCUUGCAAUUCUGCUCGUAACAAUUAUUUGGCAGGAGGUAAUUCUCGUAUCAAAAGAGAUAAACUAUCAAAAUCGCAUACAAGAGGACAAUCAACAAACCAUCGCGAUUAUAUCAUUCUAAUCUCCAGUACAGUUACUCCAAAGUUAAAUAUAAAUGGAUUUGUUGCGACAUAUUUUCGUCAGUGAAGAUUUACAUCACGAUAAGAUAAAGUUAUAUAAGCCCAACUUCCUGCUUGUGUACACUUCAUUUCCAUGUUCCUGCAUGCAGCACGGACUAUCAUAAACCAUGGGAAUCUAUCCUAUCCUAUACCUGACUAUUCCUCUGUCACUGGCAGUGGGUCACGCUCUCUUCACAGGCGAAAGGAGAACGCAAAAUAAACUACUACUUCUUUCUUUGGAUGGUUUUCGCUGGAAUUAUGAUCAGGACGUUGAAACUCCGAAUUUUCAAAAGCUGGUCAAAGAAGGCGUGAAGGCAAAAUAUGUUACUCCUGCCUUCAUUACAAUAACUGCCCCAUCUCACUUCACUCUGGUAACAGGAAGAUAUAUCGAGUCCCACGGAGUGAUCCACAACAUGUGGUUCAACACCACCAGUGGACUGAAGAAGCCAUAUUACCAGGCACAAAGUGUCAAUGAUUACUGGGACAAUGGAACCCUUCCCAUCUGGAUCACUGCCCAGCGUCAGGGUUUAAGGACUGGUUCGAUACAUUUCCCUGGAACCAAGCCCAGUUACGAUGGAGACAAUAUUUACAUGAAGGUGGUGGAGCCUCCGAUGUACAACUAUAGGAAUGAAACAGCCUGGAUAGAGAACAUCAACAUAGUGAUGAGAUGGUUUGCCGUGGAUAAUCUAGACUUUGUCACACUCUAUAUUGGUGAACCAGAUGCCACUGGCCACAAGUUCGGACCAGAAUCGGAAAACAGAAAAGCAGUGGUGCGGAAACUGGACCAGAUACUGGGCUAUUUACUGGAAAGUAUAGAAAAGUUCAACUUGAAAUCCAAACUCAACGUGAUUAUUACUUCGGACCAUGGAAUGACGACUGUGCUGAAAGAGCCAGCGGUGAAUGAAAUUGUUCUGCGGAGAUUCUCCAACUUUUCAUUCAAAGACCUUGAUUUCGAUUUGGUUGAUUAUGGACCCACUGGUAUGCUGCUGCCCAAGGAAGGACAGUUGGAGAAAGUGUACCAGGCUCUCAAAGGUGCUCAUCCACACUUGCAUGUCUUCAAAAAGGAAGAUUUACCAAAAAGACUGCGAUAUUCCAACAAUUACAGAAUUCUCCCCAUUAUCUUGUUUGGUGACCUUGGUUACGUUGUUCAUGGGAGAGUCAAAGUCCAGUUUAACAAAGGCGAGCAUGGUUUUGACAAUCAGCAUAUGGACAUGAAGACAAUUUUCCGUGCAUUUGGUCCGGAUUUCAAGAAGAAUUAUUUGGCUGAGCCAUUUGACAGCGUGAACAUUUAUUCAUUAAUGUGUGAACUUCUGAACAUCCAACCUGAACCAAAUAAUGGAUCGCUGGAAUACACCCAAGAAAUGCUGAAUUACUACCAGAGCAGCAGUGAUGUUACCAACUCAACAUUGUUUCAGCUGGUUGUGGGUUUAUCAGUAGUGGUUGGUUUGCUGGUUCUAGCUGGCCUUGUAGUUGGCGUUUAUUCCUUUAUGAAGAGAAGGCAAGAGAAUUAGUGAAAAAUGAACAUCUGAAACAAACAAAAUCUAAGGUUAACUUUUUCACCUUACAACUACAACAAUUUGUUCUCAGCUGUGCUAAUGUUGAAGAUCUGUGUUCCUUAUUGUUCCUCUUUUACAUGUGGACCAUUUGUAAAUUAAAACUGGAAAUUAAUUUUAA
Leucoraja erinaceus (little skate) is the source of this 2349-nucleotide messenger RNA. RefSeq names its product ectonucleotide pyrophosphatase/phosphodiesterase family member 7-like. The record is from RefSeq and is a predicted model, not a curated record. Lineage: Eukaryota; Metazoa; Chordata; Chondrichthyes; Rajiformes; Rajidae.